GUUCCACCAGGUGAGCCUCGUAUUGUUCCUGCCACUCCACUCGCAAGGGAAGGUAUACCUUUUGAACUUACCUGUAGCAGUCAAGGUGGAAGUCCAGAUCCUGUAAUUCAGUGGUAUAGGGAAGGAACUGCCUUAUCCAGUCCGACAAAAAAUGGAGGUUCCAGAGAUCAUCCAACAUACAAUAUUCUUACAAUUCAUCCAAGAGUAGAUGAUGAUGGAAAGAAAUACAGAUGUACAGUUUGGAACAGAGCUAUCAGAGAAGAAGAGAGGAGAGAAGCAUCUAUAAAGUUACAUGUUCAUUAUUCUCCCCGCUUAACUGUUGGUCCUUACAAUCCAUUAAAUGUUAUGGUUGAUACUGAUGCAUUCAUGACAUGUUCUGCUGUUGCUAAUCCUGCAGUUAGAAUGAUAAAAUGGGUAAAAAAUGGUCAGUUUCUUUCAAACAAACUCAAUCACACAAUUACUGCUGUAACACCAGAAGAUAGUGGAACAUAUACUUGUAUAGCCGAUAAUGGAAUAGGAGAACCAACAAAAGCAGAUCUAAAACUCUCAGUAUUAUAUGGACCUAAGGUUAGUUUGUUACCAGACAAAGAAAUUACACUAGGCAAAUCAGUAAAUGUGAAAUGCAAUGUAGCAUCUAAUCCUCCUCCACAUAAUCUUCAAUGGCUAAAGCAAGGUGAUCAAUACUUUCAUCAAAAUGGAGAUAUGUUGAGGUUAACUAGUAUUUCAGCAGAAGAUGCAGGAAAAUAUACUUGUCAAGCCACGACAACAUUGAGACCAUCUGGUACAACCAUACAAAAAGAAGUAACUAGCAAUGCUACAAUUUUGAUUUAUGUUAGGCGUAAGUAUAUAUUUAUUUAAAAAUAAUACAAAAGACAUACAUAAAUACUAAUCUGUAUUGUUAAAUAUUUUUUAACAUCUAAACUUCUUUU
Molecule: messenger RNA, 929 nt
Organism: Centruroides sculpturatus (bark scorpion)
Lineage: Eukaryota; Metazoa; Arthropoda; Arachnida; Scorpiones; Buthidae
Product: B-cell receptor CD22-like
Exons: 3
Coding region: 346-858 (170 amino acids)
Source: RefSeq, a predicted model, not a curated record